This is a messenger RNA of Papilio machaon (common yellow swallowtail), 3353 nucleotides long. Its product is annotated as NAD(P) transhydrogenase, mitochondrial. The transcript is spliced from 23 exons. The record is from RefSeq and is a predicted model, not a curated record. Gene Ontology annotation, cellular component: mitochondrial inner membrane. Lineage: Eukaryota; Metazoa; Arthropoda; Insecta; Lepidoptera; Papilionidae. The coding region runs from base 87 to 3230 and encodes 1047 amino acids. Gene Ontology annotation, molecular function: NADP binding; NAD binding. Gene Ontology annotation, biological process: NADPH regeneration; proton transmembrane transport.
GAAAAAUAUUGGUUAAGUUUCCAAUUUGGUAUUCUAGUGACUCUACGGAUGAUAUUUUUGCAAAGAUUUGUUUAAAGGCAUAAAAAAUGUGCGGGUGUGUAAGAGUGCUCAGUAUUCGCAAGUCGCUACCCCGGUCUUGGCAUCGAAGGCUAUUUAGCUCAUCAUCAACACCGCCACCUCCUCAAGGUGUGCCCUACACAAAAUUAACCGUUGGCGUACCGAAGGAAAUAUGGCAAGACGAGAGAAGGGUUGCUGUAGUACCAGCAGUAGUUAGUAAACUAGUAAAAAAAGGUUUUAGUGUAAACGUAGAGGAAAAUGCGGGAGUUUUAGCAAAUUUUCCUAACAAGGCGUAUGAAGAAGCUGGUGCCAAAAUAACUAGUUUAAAGGAUACAUAUCAAUCAAAUAUAAUCCUCAAGGUCCGUCCAUUUAUCGAGAAUGAAGUACCAAAUGUCAAUGAUGGAAGUUCGGUUAUUUCUUUCUUGUAUCCAGCACAAAAUCAGGAAUUGAUCAAAAAGUUAGCAGCGAAAAAAGUAAAUGCAUUUGCUAUGGACUGCAUACCACGGAUCAGCCGCGCGCAAGCGUUUGAUGCGCUAAGCUCUAUGGCCAACGUUGCCGGAUAUCGCGCUGUCAUCGAAGCCGCCGCCCACUUCCCACGAUUUUUCUCAGGUCAGAUGACAGCGGCGGGACGCGUGCCGCCGUGCCGCGUGCUGGUGGUAGGCGGCGGUGUGGCGGGGCUAGCGGCGGCGGCGCAGGCGCGUUGCAUGGGAGCCGCCGUCCGCGCCUUCGAUACGCGCCCAGCCGUACGCGAACAGAUCGAAAGUCUCGGUGCACAAUUUAUCACAAUGGAAAUGACGGAAGAAGGCGCUGGAGAGGGAGGGUACGCAAAAGAAAUGAGCGAUGCAUUUCUUCAAGCAGAACGAGCUCUACUAGGAAAAGAAGCAAGAACAUCUGAUGUGGUCAUUAGCACGGCUCUUAUACCCGGCAAACCUGCGCCGUUACUUAUUCUCGAGGAUGCUGUUCGGGACAUGGCGCCAGGCAGUGUGAUUGUAGACCUGGCUGCUGAGAUGGGCGGCAACGUUGAGACCACCAAGAAAGGGGAAAUCACAAAAGUCCAUGGUGUCACACACAUUGGUCUCACAGAUCUGCCCAGCCGGAUGCCAGCUCAUGCCUCUACACUCUAUGCUAACAAUAUCUCUGGCUUCCUUUUUAGUGUAGGUAACAAUGACCAUUUCUACAUUGAUUUGGAGGAUGAAGUUACCCGAGGAGCUAUAGUAUUAAAAGCGGGAGAACUGCUGUGGCCAGCGCCCCCGCCGCGUAGCAUGGCGACCCCCACCACUACCACCAAACCAACUGCAGCAGCCAAAGUAGAGCCCCCCAACCCCUUCAAUGAAACUCUGAAAGACACAUUCCUUUAUUCCACAGGCCUAGCCAGCUUGAUUGGUCUUGGCAUAGCAUCACCAAAUCCGGCAUUCACUACAAUGACAACCACACUAGCACUGUCAGGUGUGGUGGGUUAUCACACGGUGUGGGGUGUGGUGCCGGCGCUGCACUCGCCGCUCAUGUCCGUCACCAACGCGGUGUCCGGCAUCACCGCGGUGGGCGGCUUGCUGCUGAUGGGCGGCGGCUACGUGCCCGAGACUCCAGUCCAGUGGCUGGCCAGCACGGCAGCACUCAUCUCCUUCAUCAAUGUAUUUGGAGGAUUCCUUGUAACUCAGCGUAUGCUUGACAUGUUCAAAAGACCCGGAGAUCCACCAGAAUAUGGAUAUUUGUAUGGAAUUCCAGCUGCGGCAUUACUCGGAGGAUAUAUUACCACUGCGAUGCAGGGUUACCCAGAAGUGCACCAGAUGGCGUACUUGGCGUCUUCGCUAUGCUGCGUAGGUGCACUCGCAGGUCUCAGCUCGCAGACCACUGCUAGGAAAGGAAACUAUCUUGGAAUGAUCGGUGUAGCGGGUGGUAUCGCUGCCACACUAGGCGCAAUGACACCCAACGCGGAGGUGCUCGCGCAGAUGAUAGGUGUCGCUGGUAUCGGCGGCCUGCUCGGCAGCGUCAUCGCUAAAAAGAUAGAGAUUACAGACCUGCCACAACUCGUGGCUGGUUUCCACAGUUUGGUGGGCAUGGCGGCGGUACUGACAUGCGUGGCCACGUACAUGCACGACUUCCCCGCCAUGGCGCUCGACCCCACGGCCGCCACGCUCAAGACAUCGCUCUUCCUCGGCACUUACAUUGGAGGCAUCACUUUCACUGGGUCCCUAGUGGCUUACGGCAAGCUGCAAGGGUCGCUGUCGUCAGCGCCGCUGCUGCUGCCGGGCCGGCACGCCAUCAACGCGGGCUUGCUGGCGGGCUCGCUGGGCUGCGGCGGCGCACUCAUCGCGAUGCCCGACGCACCCGGUCUACCGCUGCUCUCCGCCGCAGCCGUGCUCAGCGGCAUACAGGGACUCACACUCACUGCUGCUAUCGGAGGUGCGGACAUGCCGGUGGUGAUCACGGUGCUGAACAGCUACUCCGGGUGGGCGCUGUGCGCGGAAGGCUUCAUGCUCAAUAACUCGCUCAUGACCAUCGUGGGCGCACUCAUCGGCAGUUCCGGCGCCAUACUCUCCUACAUCAUGUGCAAGGCAAUGAAUCGUUCUCUGCCGAACGUAAUCCUGGGCGGGUAUGGCGUAACGACGGGCGGGUCCGCGCGCCCCGCCGGCGCCACGCACACCGAGCUCAACGUAGACUCCGUCGCCGAUCUCAUAAACCGCGCCUCAUCCAUUAUCAUCACACCUGGUUAUGGUUUGUGCGUCGCUAAAGCACAAUACCCUAUUGCUGAGCUUGUCGACAUGCUGAAGGCAGCCGGUAAAAAAGUGCGCUUCGCCAUACAUCCAGUUGCAGGCCGUAUGCCCGGACAACUGAACGUGUUGCUUGCGGAAGCGGGCGUGCCUUACGACGAUGUCUUCGAAAUGGAAGAAAUCAACGAUGAAUUCCCUGACACAGACCUUGUUCUUGUUAUCGGUGCUAACGAUACAGUAAAUAGCGCUGCUGAAGAUGACCCUGAAUCACCAAUCGCGGGUAUGCCUGUGCUCAAAGUAUGGAAAGCAAACCAGGUUGUGGUUAUGAAGAGAUCGAUGGGAGUCGGUUACGCCGCCGUCGACAAUCCAAUAUUCUACAACCCCAACACCGCCAUGUUGCUGGGCGACGCCAAGAAGACAUGUGAUGCAUUACUAGAACGCGUCAAACAUCUAGCACAAUAAAUUACACAGAAACUAUAAAGAAAUCUAGGUUUUCUAUUUUUUAUUCUAGUUUUUUUUUUCGUCUAUACAAUGGUAAAUUAGUUAUGAGAAUAGAUGGGGAACAUAAUAUAAAUAUAUUUUUAU